AUGAAUAAGCGCGAGAAACAACUCGAGACCGAGUGCAAAGCACUCUAUCGUGAGCUACAGGCAAUGGAGCAAUUGAUCCAGCGAUAUCAAGAAAAACUUGCUGCUACUGAAAGUGACAAUCGUUUUCAAUGUCAUUGCAAUCCUCAGAACGUUCGUGACUGGUAUCGAUUUGAGGAGGUUUUAUUGGAGAAUCAGAUCUUGUCAUCAAGAGGCAAUCCUUUACGAAAUGAGCUGCCUGUGAUGUGUCGCGUCAGUGGCGAGGAAAUGCAGUUUCAUGAGGUGAAGCUCCCGUCGAAGAACUGGGAGUGGGUCUCGGACUGGCAGUGCGAUAUUCACGCCUAUACGGACGAAAGUGGAUGGAUCUCUGCAGAUUCGUGGGAAUUGCCACGCGACAUGAACAAAUGGUGUCGUAGUGAGCAGUCCACGAGUUCUCGAGUGCGGCAGCGUCGGUGGAAAAGAGAGCGGAUGCUGGUCGGAUCAACCGGAUUGCCAUUGGUAUUGAAUGAAAAUUUGCUGACAAAAAGCCGUCUAGCUUCGAUGCAAUACGCUGCCGAGAAGCUUACACACCAGCUUCUGCGAGCAAACGAACGAAUCGAAGAACUUGAACACUGCAAUAAAAUCUACGAAGGGCAGAUGCUCAAGUUUCAGAAAAUCACGGACGAGCUGAUGAACGACCUGUACGCUCGAACGUUCGAUCAGCACGAUUCUAUAGCGAUGUCGUACAAUAUGACAAAGAGUGCUGACGUAUUGAAGCAGACCGAGGCACUUCUUGGUGACAUGCUGGUGGAGCAGGGGCUUGCACGAUUCGAUACAUUGGCCAUUACAAGCACCAUGCAGCAACAGCGAUCGGAGGUGUUAACUGCGUGUGAAAAUGAACUCCAGCAUACAAUGAAUGAGUUCAAUGAUCUUGCGCGUAAACUUGAGCAGACGCAAUCGUCGUCUAUAGAACAAGCUGAGCUUGAAGCAGAUAGACCUAUUUAA
Molecule: messenger RNA, 981 nt
Organism: Peronospora farinosa
Lineage: Eukaryota; Oomycota; Peronosporomycetes; Peronosporales; Peronosporaceae
Source: the annotation of a GenBank genome assembly